AGGAUCAAGUGUCACAAAGUUAUCAACGGCUGUCUUUAGUCUAGUCUCAAAGCUUAAGCUUUUGUUUUCUUUGUUCUUGUUCCUGUUCCGAAUAGCUGGAGAGGAGAUAUAGACUUGGGGUAGAAUAAACAUAGCCAGGGCAUUUUCUGUGGCAGUGAGUGAAGAGAGAACGUUGGCCGUUUCGUUAGAGGCGUAAACAUAGAAAAAGAUUGAAGUAGAAAGACAGCCUAGUUUUUGUUAUCUAGCUUCUUGUUGUUGUGGCUGUAGGCUUCCCCAGAUUUGGAUACAAGACAGAGAACCCAAAAAGGAAAGAUUCACAUCCCACAAGCUUAUAUAAAACAGGGAUUGGGAUUUGAUCAUUAAGGAAGAAGUUGUGGAACUUGAGUUGUUUGAAAAAGAAAAAUGGAAGACUUUGUUGCUAGCAGUUGGGGAAGAGAGUUUGUAGCUGGAGGGUUUGGAGGCAUUGCUGGUAUAAUCUCAGGGCACCCACUUGACACUAUUAGAAUCAUGCAACAAAGUUCAAAAACAGGUUCUGCUAUCAGCAUUCUUCGCAAUGUCGUCGCCACACAAGGCCCAACUGCCCUCUACAGAGGCAUAACUGCCCCCUUGGCCUCCAUCACAUUUCAGAGUGCCAUUGUUUUCCAGACAUAUGCUAUUCUCUCUCGAGCUCUGGAUCCAUCAUCGGUUUCUCCUAAUGACCCUCCUUCUUACGAAGGUGUUGCUCUAGGAGGAUUUGGGGUUGGUGCUGUGCAGAGUUUGAUGAUCAGCCCAGUAGAACUUGUGAAAAUCCGUCUUCAGCUGCAAACCGGGACACAAAAAGGCCCCAUAGAUGUUGCCAAGAGCAUAAUGAAAGCAGAAGGGCUAAAAGGAAUGUAUAGAGGCUUAACCAUCACCAUGCUAAGGGAUGCACCCGCUCAUGCUUUCUACUUUUCUACUUAUGAGUACAUGAGAGAGCAGCUUCACCCGGGAUGUAGAAAAACCGGCAAAGAGAACUUGCGAGCUACUUUGGUGGCUGGAGGACUAGCAGGAGUAGCUAGCUGGCUUAGUUGUUAUCCCUUGGAUGUUGUAAAAACAAGAUUGCAGGCUCAAUCAAUGUCCCCUCUACCAAAAUACACAGGAAUUGUUGAUUGCUUCAGGAAAAGUGUGAGGGAGGACGGGCACGGCGUGCUGUGGCGAGGACUAGGAACUGCGGUUUCUAGAGCGUUUCUUGUUAAUGGGGUUAUCUUUGCAGCUUAUGAGCUUGCUUUGAAGUGCAUAGGCAGCAGGGGAAGUGUGGUUCUAGCAGAUAACGCAGUCUUGUAAAAACAUUUGUUCUGCAAAAUGAAGAGUUUCCACUGAGACCAAACAAAAGAAGGGUUCAACGCAGCCAUUGUAAAUAUGUGAUAUAUAGUAACAGCAGCAAUGCGUACAGCCAGGAAAAAGGUAUGAUAGGCAAUAACUCUUGCUGCACAACUCUGUUUAUUUAUGCCUAGAAUGUACAUUUUGAGCAUGAAAUGGAUGCUUCAGUUGUAUGGGGAAACUGUAAAGCUGUAAAUUAGUAAAGGUGAUUU
Fragaria vesca subsp. vesca is the source of this 1550-nucleotide messenger RNA. RefSeq names its product mitochondrial arginine transporter BAC2-like. NCBI's taxonomy places the organism in Eukaryota, Viridiplantae, Streptophyta, Magnoliopsida, Rosales, Rosaceae. Bases 403 to 1302 code for a protein of 299 amino acids. The transcript has 2 exons. The record is from RefSeq and is a predicted model, not a curated record. Gene Ontology annotation, biological process: transmembrane transport. Gene Ontology annotation, molecular function: transmembrane transporter activity.